UUUUGUGGUGGUGGUGCGGUGCCUGUAUAUUUCUGGAGCAACACCCUCACAGCGAGCUAAGAAAGAAGCACAAAUUUUACAAUCCACACAUACUGUACCUCAGAGAAAGCUCUACUUUACAGAGAGACAAUAAUACUGCACCUUAGCUCGAUAUCCCAGAUACUAGAUAAGCUUCACUGUCAUCUCUUUGCCCUCUCACUCUUUCUCUUCUCUCUGAGUCUUCUCCGAUCUCGACUCUUAUCUUCUGCUAUGGAUCCAUUUGAUUUGGUUCGCAAAGGUUUUGGAUAAAGCCUCCUGCUACUCAAGGUUAUUCUUUGUGUCAGUGUUUGUAUAUGCAUGUAGAGCUUUUUGUUUCUAUUUUGGCAUAGAAAUGAACUUGUCCAAGAAAGGGUCUCAAACCAACAAUACAAAGGCAACGGCUUUGAAUCCCAAUGCAGCAGAAUUUGUUCCCUUUUCCCUCAGAUCAUCAUCUUCACCAUCUGGAAGUAAGUCAAACACAGUAGCUGCUGCUGCAAGAUUUCCUGCUUCUGGGACCAUAGGGAAAGCGGUGCUUGACCGAUCGGAGUCAUCUGUUUCUAAUGCUUCUGAUGAUGAGGGCCAUCAAUUCUGGCACCACCAGCUUCCCGAUGAUAUCACCCCUGACUUUAACGUCAUGAGUGAAGAUGAGCCUCAAGCACUUGGAGGGAUCUCUUUAGCAGGCUUGUCUUUACAUGACAGCAGUGAAGUGACAAAGUUCCCUGUUUCUUUGGGCAGUGGAUACGUAUUGCCUGAGCAACAGGAACCAUCUCCUCGACAUAUAAAUGGUAGCUUCGGUGAAAAGAUGAGACAUGUUGCUAGUUCUUAUGGAGAAGAUCCAACUUCAGCUAGUUAUUUGAAUUUGCCUACUAAGCCUUGGGACAAGCAAUUCGUUAGCAGUGAUCAGCUUCUUGGCAAUGGUAGGGAGGUACAUCCUUACAAUGGGAAUUCAAGACCCGGAUUUAUGAAUGAUGUGUUAGGUGUGCAUGCGAUAGUUGAUGAUACUGACAUGAACCCUGUGGAGUUUUUGGCUUCACAAUUCCCUGGGUUUGCUGCUGAAAGUCUUGCAGAAGUUUAUUUUGCUAAUGGAUGCGAUUUAAAUCUCACUAUUGAGAUGCUUACUCAACUAGAGCUUCAAGUCGAUGGUGGUUUCAAUCAGAAUAUGAACUCAAAGGCAUUUUCAGCUCCCAGCUCGAGUGCCCUGGACUUUCCCACACUUCCUGUGCAAGAUAGUCAGAAUGGUCCUUCAAAAUAUGCUGGAGAUGAUCUUCAGCAGAAUGGCAAUCCGUAUCGAUCUUCUAAUAAAGAGAACAUGCUUUUAUUCAAGUCCAGUUCUUCCAUCCCAUCUAGAGGUGGUGCAUUAGAUUUUGCAUCAGCUGUCAGGAAGUUGUCAUCUCAGGAUUCUGGCGUAUGGAAGUAUGACAGAAAUGGUUCUGCUGAUUCCACAGUUGGCUCAAGCAGAAGUUCUCAUGUUUUAGCUAGCUCAUAUGGUAGUGGGAAUGGGAGAGGUAUUUUCGCAGAUAGGGUGGAAAAUCGUGGUUCAGCUCGAGCAGCUCCUGUCUGGCUUGAAACUGGAGAGGCCGUGGCAAAUAUGUAUUCUGAGUUGCGGGAAGAAGCUCGUGAUCAUGCGCGAUUACGGAAUGCCUACUUUGAACGGGCACAGCAAGCGUACAUCAUUGGAAAUAAGGCUCUAGCAAAGGAAUUGAGUGUGAAAGGGCAGCUGCACAAUAUGCAUAUGAAAGCAGCCCAUGGGAAGGCACAGGGAUCUAUUUAUCGCCUGAGGAACCCAGUUGGUUCAGAGAUGCAGGCAGAGGGGAGGGGACAUGAGCGGAUGAUAGACCUUCAUGGUCUGCAUGUAAGUGAAGCCAUUCAUGUGCUAAAGCAUGAAGUAAGUGUUCUGAGGAGCACAGCCCUUGCAGCAGAACAGCAUUUGCAGGUUUAUAUAUGUGUUGGAACAGGUCAUAUCACCAGGGGUUCUCGCACUCCAGCAAGACUUCCAAUUGCUGUACAGCAAUACCUACUUGAGGAAGAGGGCCUUGACUACACUGAACCGCAGCCAGGGCUGCUUCGAGUAGUGAUCGUCAGUAAAGCUGUGAGUACGCCUGCUCUUCAAAGCGGAUUUUCUGGCAGAGAUGAAGUAAUUUUCAGGCAUUAUCUGAAUGGGUUGGAAGCGCUGUCAUCGGAGCAUAUAUUAUGCGCCCUAGAGAUGGCCUGCGCCCACUCCAUCCGAGAAAUGCUCUUACAAUCCAAUCUCAAACCCCUUUCUAUCGUCUCCACCUCUGCCAAAUCCCUAACCUCUUACUCUCUUUUCCUUUCCUUUCUAUCCCAUUUUUCCUCUCUCUUAGACCCUAUCUCUCUUUCUCGCUCACCUUCUCCUUCUCCCUCUCAAUGCUUCUCUCUCCUCCGCACCGCCGUCUCCUCCUCCAACUUGCCGCUCGGCAAGUGCGUUCAUGGAGGUAUUAUAACCUCUGGCCAAACUUCAGAUCGUUUCUUGAUCAACAACCUCAUUUCUAUGUACUCUAAAUGUGGGUCCCUCUCCUCCGCUCGCCAAUUGUUUGAUAGAACUCUUGACCGAGACCUUGUUACCUGGAAUUCCAUUUUAGCUGCCUAUGCGCAAUCAGCUGAUUCUGAUUUAGACCAUGUUACAGAGGGUUUUAGCCUUUUUCGUCUUCUUCGUGAGUGUUUUGUUUCCACUAGUAAAAUGACUCUGGCUCCCGUGCUGAAGCUUUGCUUACUUUCUGGGUAUGUUUGUGCUUCUGAGGCAGUACAUGGGUAUGCAGUGAAAAUAGGUUUGGAGUGGGAUGUGUUUGUUUCGGGAGCCCUUGUGAAUAUUUAUUCCAAAUUUGGUUUAGUUAGCGAGGCUAGCGUUUUAUUUGAGAGAAUGCCGGAGAGGGAUGUGGUGUUGUGGAAUGUAAUGCUCAAGGCAUAUGUGGAAAGUGGUAUGGAAGAGGCGGCACUUUGUCUCUUCUCAGAGUUUCAUCGGAGUGGCUUACGUCCUGAUGAUGCUAGUGUGUGCUGUGUUCUCAAUGGGAUAUCUGAUAUUUGUUCCGAUACAGGAAAGAAGUACAUGGAGCAGAUUCAAGCCUAUGCAACUAAACUAUUUUUCUAUGAUGAUAACUCAAACGUGGUUAUGUGGAAUAAGAAAUUGUCAGAGCAUCUCCAAGCUGGUGAAUAUUGGGCUGCAGUUGAUUGUUUUACAAAUAUGAUUAGAUCAUAUGUGAAAUAUGACAAUGUGACAUUAGUCGUGGUAGUGGCUGCAGCUACUGGUACAGAUAACUUAAGGUUGGGGCAACAUAUUCAUGGCAUGAUUUUGAAAUCAGGUUUUGAUUCUUUGGUUUCUGUUACGAAUAGUGUUAUCAAUAUGUACUCCAAGAUGGGAUUUGUCUCUUUUGCAAAGAAAGUAUUUACUGGCAUGAAUGAACUGGAUUUAAUUUCAUGGAACUCGAUGAUAUCAUGUUGUGCACAGAAUAAUUUAGAGAAGGAGUCAGUAAGUCUACUUAUAGGUCUAUUGCGUGAUGGCUUUCAGCCAAAUCAUUUCACAUUGGCGAGUGUGCUAAGAGCUUGCUCCUCAAUUGCAGAGGGCUUUCAUCUCAGUAAGCAGAUUCAUGUUUAUGCUAUAAAAACCUGUACAGUUGCUGAUAGUUUUGUUUCAACUGCUCUUAUAGAUGUUUAUUCGAGAAGUGGUUUAAUGGAAGAGGCAGAAUUUCUGUUCCAAAAUAAAAAUGAGUUUGAUUUGGUGACUUGGAAUACAAUGAUGUUCGGGUACAUAACUAGUAAUGAUGGUCAUAAAGCAUUGGAACUUUUCGCUCUGAUGCAUAAAAGGGGAGAGAGUUCUGAUGAGAUCACAUUAGCGACUGCAGCUAAAGCCUGUUGUUGCCUGGUGAGGUUGGAACAAGGGAAGCAAGUUCACGCUCAUGCAAUAAAGUUAGGUUUGGAUUCAGAGUUAUUUGUAAGUAGUGGUAUUCUUGAUACGUAUAUCAAAUGUGGAGACAUGGUAAAUGCACACUUGCUGUUUAAUGAUUUUCCUAAGCCUGAUGAUGUUGCAUGGACAACUAUGAUUUCAGGAUGUGUUGAAAAUGGAGAUGAAGACCGUGCACUUUCUAUAUACCAUCAGAUGAGACUCUCUGGAGUCCUACCUGAUGAAUAUACCUUUGCUACCCUUAUCAAAGCCAGCUCUUGUCUAACAGCAUUGGAACACGGGAGACAAAUUCAUGCAAAUGUGAUCAAGCUGGAUUGUGCUUCAGAUACUUUUGUUGGGACUUCACUCGUUGAUAUGUAUGCCAAGUGCGGGAACAUAGAAGAUGCAUAUUUUUUAUUUAAAAGAAUGGAUGUGAGGAACAAUGUCUUGUGGAAUGCUAUGUUGGUGGGUCUAGCUCAGCAUGGACAUGGUAAAGAAGCCCUUCACCUCUUCCAAGUCAUGAAAUCUCAUGAUAUUCAACCAGAUGGGGUUACCUUUAUUGGUGUCCUUUCUGCCUGUAGCCAUUCUGGGUUUGUUUCUGAUGCUUAUGGGCAUUUUUAUUCAAUGCAAAAAGAUUAUGGUAUCCAUCCUGAGAUUGAGCAUUACGCUUGUCUUGUUGACGCUCUUGGCCGUGCAGGGCUUGUUCAAGAGGCAGAGAAACUGAUCUUGUCAAUGCCCUUUGAAGCCUCUGCUUCAAUGUACAGUGCCUUGCUAGGUGCUUGUCGUGUUCUGGGGGAUAUGGAUACUGGAAAACGGUUGGCAACCCAGCUAAUGGCCAUGGAGCCAUCUGACUCAUCGGCAUACUUGCAGUUAUCUAAUAUUUAUGCUGCAGCCGACCAAUGGGAUGAUGCAACUAAUGCUAGAAGAACAAUGCAGAGGAAGAAUGUAAAGAAGGAUCCUGGGUUUAGUUGGAUAGAUGUUAGGAACGCAGUGCAUUAGUUUGUGGUUGAUGAUAGAUCCCACCCUGAGGCUGAUACAAUAUAUGAUAAGGUGGAGGAUAUGAUGAAAAGGAUCAAAGAUAAAGGUGAAGGAUAUGUUCCUGAUACAGAUUUUGUGCUGCUUGAUGUGGAGGAAGAGGAGGAAGAGCGUUCUCUAUAUUACCAUUGUGAGAAGUUAGCAGUUGCAUAUGGACUGCUGAGCACUCCUCCAUCCAGCAGGAUUAGAGUGAUAAAAAACCUCCGUGUCUGUGGAGAUUGCCAUUAUGCUAUCAAAUUCGUAUCAAAGGUCUAUCAAAGAGAAAUUUUGUUGAGAGAUGCAAAUCGCUUCCAUCGUUUCAAAGGUGGAAGCUGCUCCAGUGGUGAUUAUUGGUAAUCUUAAAAUUAAUAUCUUCUUGAUAAUCCUUCUACAAUGAAUUUUCUCUCUUUCUCUAGCAGCAUCACAACUCAGCCACUAUAAAAUGCUUGUUCAUUAUAGCCACUGAUUUGUUUUCAUGAAUAUAUUUAUCAAGCAAGAAAUAUUUGAGAAUGUUUAUUCAUCAACGGAAAGACCUAAGCUCUAAUCCAUCUGCUGGUCUUCAGUUUCUGCUUUGAAUAUGAUAUGCUUUUGCUAA
Messenger RNA from Hevea brasiliensis (rubber tree), 5522 nucleotides. Its product is annotated as pentatricopeptide repeat-containing protein At4g33170-like. The record is from RefSeq and is a predicted model, not a curated record. NCBI's taxonomy places the organism in Eukaryota, Viridiplantae, Streptophyta, Magnoliopsida, Malpighiales, Euphorbiaceae. Gene Ontology annotation, molecular function: protein binding; zinc ion binding.